Schistocerca serialis cubense is the source of this 3513-nucleotide messenger RNA. RefSeq lists its product as uncharacterized. The coding region runs from base 2027 to 2779 and encodes 250 amino acids. NCBI's taxonomy places the organism in Eukaryota, Metazoa, Arthropoda, Insecta, Orthoptera, Acrididae. The record is from RefSeq and is a predicted model, not a curated record. The transcript is spliced from 2 exons.
UUUCCUUUCCCUUAUUUUUUUCCCUUUCUCUUUUUUCCUCCCUGUGCGUGUCUGAAGGCCGACACACGCAUUUCCAUGCGUAGCCGGUGACGGGGUAACGCGUAAUUCCCCACCUCGGGUAGACAGGUAGGACACGUGCGUACCCCCUGGUAAUGGCCAGGCACAGGGAGGGGUGAUUACCCGAGCUGAUACCUUCCGAAAGUGCUGAUUGGUCCCUCCAUCCGUUACUCGGGAGGUGUGACCUAAGGUGUGAACAAUCACCUAAGGAGGGAGUGCCCUCAGAGAGGGCCUCCACAAGGAAGGAGCGCGCCAUCGGAGACGCCGGUAAUCAUGGAGGAUACUUUCGCAAUGGUUUCCUCAUCUUCUACUAUGUCUGCUCACAAGCGUAAGUUCAAUGAGUCUCAGCCACAGACAGUCCUUCCAUCGUUGCCACAGUUCCUUGUUGUUUCUCGGUCUGACGAAGGUCACGACUUCUCCACGGUCAACCCUUUCAUUAUUCAGAAAGGUGUCGACGCAAUUUCAGGUCCUGUAAAGUCUUGUUCCAGAUUACGAAAUGGCACAUUGUUGUUAGAAACAGUCAGCGUCUUCCAGGCACAAAAAUUGCUGCGUACUUCACUGCUACACACCUUCCCUGUCCGGGUGGAAGCACACCACACUUUAAAUUCCUCACGUGGGGUCGUUUAUACACACUCCCUCGAUGGAUUGUCCGACGAGGUAUUUCAACACUACCUGUCUGACCAGGGUGUAACGGCUGUUCAUAGUCAUGAAAAGGGUUGACACGAACAUCAUUCCAACCCGUACUUUCUUCUUGACAUUUGAAGGGCUCGGGGAGAUAUAGUCAUAAGCCACAACUUUCACGAAAUUGAGUUAUUCAUGUUGCGGCAUUCUUAACCAUGUCUUCUUCACAAUAAGUUGAAAAAGUUCCAUGUUACUGCAACAGAUGACAGGCUAUGAUGGAGUGCAGUUCUAUGCUGUGCCAUUUGGUGGUUGUUUCAGAAGAUACAUAGUCACAAGCCACGGCAAAAUGGCGGGUGGGUCAGGAACGUCUGAAGCGUCUUCGGGUCUUCAACGCAUAUUUGACACAGACAGUAGUGGAAGUGAAGAGCUUUACCCUUUGCAUCCUGACAGUGAUGAAUCUUGGCAUCCAUUGACCAGCAGUUCCAGCUCAGAUGAUGUUUCGAUAAGGAAAUAAAACGGUUUAUUUCUGGUGAUUAAUUUCCUGUGGCUUGUGACUUUGUUUCUCUCAACAUUGGCAACUCAUUUCUCAGCCAUCCUGUGUGUUAAUGAUGAAACUUGAUGGGCACAUUUAUAUUACUGCUUAAUGGUGCAAUAAUGUAAUUUCAAAGGCAAAAGAUGUGUAAAAAAUAUUUUCUUAUUAAUGUGAUUUUAGCGAAAUUUAAUGUUUUGUGUGGCUUAUGACUAUAUCUCACACAAAUUCUUAGACUAUUUUGCUCUUCAUAUUAUACUUUGAAAUAAGUGGAAUAAAUGAAGAAUCAUCUGAAAAACCAAAGCCUUCACGGCAGAGAAAGCGAAAUAUUGAUCAGUGGAAGAAAAAUAAAGCAAAAGUCGACGAAAUGCUGGUCAGCAGUAUAAGUCUUUAAAAGCACACAAGACUGUUCAGGCUGCUACUAUAGGAAGUCCCUGUACUUGUUCAAUUAAAUGUUUCACAAAACUGCUUGCAGAGGAAGAAAACAUUUUUCAUUCAUUUUGGGACAUAAGAAACUUUAAUGCCCCGAAUACUUACCUGAUGAGCUGUAUGAAAAUGGAACCGAAAAAGCGGAGGUUUGUUCACUAUUUAAAUACAAAUGGUUUAAUAUUUUGUACAUUUAUUUCAUUUUGUUAUAUUUGUCAUAAUUUCUUUCAAAGCUAUCCAAAAAAGACUUCCAAGAAAAAAUCAUCCAGGGAUGUUACAUUUUCUUAUAAUGUGAGGGUAUGCGGAAUAGAAGUCAUGAUCUGCAAGGAAGCUUUCCUAAGGGUUCAUGGCUUACAGAUACAUUCAAGAAGAGUGAGGAAUUUGCAACAUUAAAUGAAGCAGGGAUUUGCAGUGCCGAAAGAAGAUGGAAGAGGAAAACAUGGAAACUACCCAUAUAAAUUUCAAGACAAAGCUGUACAAAGUGUUAGAGAAUUUCUCAACGCAAUACCGAAAUAUAUCAGUCAUUACAGUAGGCAACAGAACCCCAAUAAAAUGUAUUUGGAUUGUGAUCUCACAAUUGCUUCCUUAUUUCGAGAUAAAUACUCAGAAUACUGCAAGGAAAAGCAGGUUCCUGCAGUAUCUGAAAGUAAAUUCAGAGAAAUUUUCGUAUCUGAAUUUAAUGUAGGCUUCAAACUACCAAAAAGUGACACCUGUUCAAAAUGUGAUGGAUUUCUAAUUGCUAUAAACAACCCAGAAUUAUGUGCAGAAGAAGUCACAGAAAAGAAACAACAAUAUGAACUGCAUCUCAAAAAGGCUGACAGAGGACAAAAUAUGAUUGCUUCUUUAACUGUUCUGGCUAAAGAAAAUUCGAAAGAGCAUCAUACGAUAGCAAUGGACAUGCAGCAAACAUUCCCCACACCUAAAUUAACAGCAGGUCCAGAAUUUUACAAGAGGAAAAUAUGGACAUACAACUAUGGUAUCCACGACUGUGGAUCAAAUAAUGAUUAUAUGUUUCUGUGGAGCGAGAAAGAUGGAGGACGGGGUACAGAUGAGGUUGGGAGCUGCUUAUUGAAGUACUUGCAGAUAACUAACCCUCAGACAAAACAUUUCCAAAUAAUCAUAGACAACUGCAAGGGUCAGACAUAGAAUUGGACUACUAUUGCUUUGGAAAGGUUCCUUGUUGCUACCAAAAGAUUUGAUUCUGUCCAGCAUUACUUCCCUGUGGUAGGUCACACCAUGGUACCUAGCGAUUGUGAUUUUGGUUUCAUUAAACGGUAUGCAAGAAAUAGACGGCCAAUAGUGUACACUCCAGAUGAAUGGGCAGAAGUAAUAAAAUCUGCGAGUCCAAAACAUUUCAUUGUAACUAAAAUGGAAAGAGAAGACUUCAGAAGUUUGGAAAGCCUGAAGACAUUGACCUCAAAACGUACAGAAUCCACGUCUGGAGAUCCCCACCAUUUCAGUGAAGCUACUCAAUUUAAGUUUGAGUCUGAAGAUCCCUUCAAGCUAACUGUAAAGCACUCUUAUUCAGACAUAGGAGCUUUCAUUCAGUGGAUAUUCAUGUCAAAAAGAAAAGCUAGUUGAACCAAAUCCAUAUCAGCUUCCAAUAAAGUACAGAAAGCCACUACCAAUUAUCCAGAAAAAAAUUGAUGAUGUACUGUCUCUUAUGCCAUACAUACCUGCAGCAAAUCAAGCUCUCUUUUGGUCAUGUACUGGAAAUAACGUGUACAAUAAUGAGGUAGAGGAACUUCCUUGAUGUGACCGUGUAAAUGAAAAAGUAAUUCAUACAUCACAGAUACCUGAUAUGUAUAUAUUAAUGUGUAAAAAUUAUAUAUUCUGCUUGCUGAGUAAGAGUAGUUAAAAUAAAUCAUUACAAAUUCAUA